Molecule: messenger RNA, 2196 nt
Organism: Varroa destructor (honeybee mite)
Lineage: Eukaryota; Metazoa; Arthropoda; Arachnida; Mesostigmata; Varroidae
Product: fumarate hydratase, mitochondrial-like
Biological process (GO): fumarate metabolic process; tricarboxylic acid cycle; malate metabolic process
Cellular component (GO): mitochondrion
Molecular function (GO): fumarate hydratase activity
Source: RefSeq, a predicted model, not a curated record
CUCGCUCUAUUCAGUGCAACGGAGCUGGUGGCUCAUUAACUCUUCGCUUGCUGGCCGUACCUCAACGAAGCAUGGCCGAUAAGGUCGAUUUAUGUGCAUGAGGCCCAAGGAACCUUAUUUCUACCUGGGUCACGUUAUGGUAUUGUUGAUAGCGCGAUAACACACAUCUUAUCUCACUACUGCAAGAUAUAGCCGGACAGACCAAGGACGACUCUGGUGGCGUGACGGCAAUAUACUUCUCAUCACCUUUGGGUACGCUUGGAAUCGGACACUUUCGGUGAGCUUAAGGUUCCCGCCGAUAAAUACUAUGGUGCACAGACGGCUCGAUCCAUGAUGAACUUUAACAUUGGAGGAGAACGCGAACGAAUGCCAGAAGCUGUCAUCAAAGCGUUCGCUACUCUUAAGAAAGCAGCUGCCGUUGUUAACAAGGAGUACGGACUUGAGCCCAAACUUUCCGAUGCUAUUUCAAAAGCCGCCGAUGAGGUGAUCAAUGGCAAGAUCUCUUUGGAGCAUUUUCCGCUUGUUAUUUGGCAGACCGGAUCGGGCACCCAAUCCAACAUGAAUAUGAAUGAGGUUUUAGCCAAUCGCGCAAUUGAAAUGCUUGGUGGAGAAUUGGGAUCGAAGAAACCUGUUCACCCGAAUGAUCACGUUAACAAGUCACAGUCUUCUAACGAUACGUAUCCCACCGCCAUGCAUAUUGCUGUUGCCGUCGAGAUUCAUCAACGACUUAUUCCUGGAUUGGAGAAGCUACUGUCGGCACUUCGUGAAAAAGAGAACGAAUUUGCCACGAUAGUCAAAAUCGGAAGAACGCAUACACAGGACGCUGUACCACUCACCCUCGGCCAAGAAUUCGGAGGUUAUGCAACGCAAAUUGAGUUUGGCAUCCAACGGGUGAAGGCUGUGUUGCCUCGCCUGUAUUAUCUCGCUGCUGGCGGUACAGCCGUUGGUACUGGUCUGAAUACACACAUCGGUUUCGCUGAGAAAAUGGCCGAAACAGUGUCCAAACUGACCAACCUGCCGUUUAAAACAGCGCCUAACAAAUUCGAGGCUCUUGCCUCCAAUGAUGCAAUGGCUGAGGUACACGGCGCUCUUAAUGUCCUAGCGUGUUCAUUGAUGAAGAUUGCUAACGAUAUUCGUUUCUUGGGCUCGGGUCCUCGAUGUGGUUUUGGUGAGCUGUCUCUCCCUGAAAACGAACCGGGAUCCUCGAUUAUGCCCGGCAAGGUGAACCCUACCCAAUGCGAAGCCGUGACGAUGGUUGCAGCUCAAGUGAUGGGUAACAAUGCGGCCGUCGCGGUAGGCUGUUCGAAUGGCCACUUCGAAUUAAAUGUCUUUAAGCCGAUGAUUGUGGCUAACGUAUUGCGUUCGAUCCGACUUAUUGCUGACUGCUCCAGUUCUUUUACUGACAAUUGUAUCACCGGAAUCAAACCAAACAAAGAUCGUAUCACAAAGCUUUUGAACGAGUCUUUGAUGUUGGUAACUGCGCUGAACCCGCACAUCGGCUACGAUAAGGCUGCCUUAAUUGCCAAGACAGCUCACAAGGAGGGCUCGACUCUCAAAGCAACUGCAGUAAAGCUUGGCAUUCUCACUCCCGAACAGUUUGACCAGCUGGUCGUACCUCUCGAUAUGCUUGGACCUAAAUAGGAUGAAUUUAUAGCGGAUAAAGACGCCUGCCUAAGGUUCAUGGAGAUAGGACGGUAGCAUGCGACAAAACAUAGCGACGCGUAUACAUGUCCGUGCCAAUGUAUAAUUAACCGUAACAGCGAGAAUGUGAAGAUCUGUAAAAACAACAAAAAAAAACAUGGCAGCGUCCGAGCACCUGUGUCAGUUUAUGUGAAGCAGGAGACCCUUUGGCUGUGUUUAUGGCUAGAAUUGAUGUAUUGUGUACGAUAAUGAAUAUGAUGAAAUAACAACUUUUCUAUCAAAUUAAUCUCGUCCACACAUUGCAGAUUGAAAAAACGUAAGCACACAGCUCCAAAAUUACCGUUCCCUUACUGAGCUCUGGGAGCUCUUACAUGUCUCAGGGAGCGACUUCGGGGAAUGGAACGGGAUAGUUCUUCAGUGCCUCGUUUCGUCGCUAAGAUUCGUUUACAAUCGUCGAGUGGGAGACACGUGCACACAACAAUGGGACAUAUAUAUUACUAAAAAGAACGAACAAAAAACCGCGAAAUCCAAAAUGGCAAUAAAAAAAUAACAAUA